This is a messenger RNA of Cavenderia fasciculata, 1536 nucleotides long. RefSeq lists its product as uncharacterized. Bases 1 to 1536 code for a protein of 511 amino acids. Lineage: Eukaryota; Evosea; Eumycetozoa; Acytosteliales; Cavenderiaceae. The record is from RefSeq and is a predicted model, not a curated record. The transcript has 3 exons.
AUGAGAGAUAAAUUAUUGUUAUUAUCUUUUAUAUUAACUUUAACUACUAUUGUUAAAGCAAGUAUUGACUCUUCUUCUGCUGCCUCAUAUUAUACUGCAGCAGUAGUAGACUAUGCACCUUCAGAAUUUCAUAUACCACCUCUAAAUGCAACAAAGGAGCUUGCCGAUGAAUAUAUGCUUUCAAAUGUAAAAAACUAUGCUAAAUACAUUGAACAAGCAUCAAAGAGUCAUGUGGAUAUUAUCGUCUUCCCAGAAUAUGGUAUCAUUGGAGGGCAAGGAUUCCAAACUAGAGACCAAAUAUAUCCAUAUCUUGAAGAAAUACCAAAUGUUAUUGAUCAAAUUAUUCCAUGCAAGAAUAAAUCAUAUAAUGAUUAUCCUAUUACACAAUCUCUAAGUUGUUUAGCAAAACAAUAUAAUAUGGUAGUAGUAGCUGUUAUGGGUGAUGUUGUCUAUUGUACAAAUAGUAGUAGUAGUAGCGAUUGUCCAGAAGAUGGUAGAUUUCAAUAUAAUACACAAGUUGCAUUCUCUAAUCAAGGUAUGGUGAUUGGCAAAUAUCACAAAUCCCACUUGUAUGGCAAUGAGGGACAGGUAUUUAAUGAACCAUCGGUACCUGACAUUGUCGUCUUUGAUACACACUUUAACGUUACAUUUGGCAUGAUGAUAUGUUUUGACAUUCUUUUCGAGCAACCACAAUUAGAGUUGCUUCAAGUAAUGGGUGUCAAGAAUAUCGUCUAUUCUACAGAAUGGAUUAAUGCAAACUAUGCAUAUGCACGACAGGUACAACAAUAUCUUUCCUACUUUGGAGGCGCAAACAUUUUAGCGUCCAAUGUCGGAACCUAUUCGAUUACAAGUGGCUCUGGUAUAUUUUCAAGUGGCACUCCUCUAGUCACAGACUUUAAUCCAAAUCUAAGUCCAGCAAGCACGAUUGCCAUUACAAAGGUCCCCAUCAUAGACAGCUCCACCAACAAAGAUAGAUCACCUCGCAUUAUCAAGGAUUCGGUUGAAAUUCAAUCUUUGGCCGCCAAAUACAAGAUGUCACCCGGUCGUUAUACAACCAACAUGCAAGGUGUUCCACCCAACUCUUUCAACUCUACCUUUGAAAUAUUCAAACCAGAGUCUAACCAACAAGAAAUAAUCUAUUCAACAAACAAUGGUUUCCAAUGUAAAUUCUCCUAUGAAACCCUCACCAUCCCAGGUGACCAAUACUUUGCUUUGAUUAGCUUUAACAAUAAUUUUAAUACAUUUUGGGAUGCUCAAAUUUGUACCAUGGCUGCUUGUUUGGAUAAUACAACUGCUGGUUGUUCUGCUCUUGUUUUUGAUAGUCAAACCAUUUUCACAAAUCUAGUCUUUUCUGGUGACUUUGAUGAAACUUUAUAUCAUGUAAACGCAAUGGUUUAUACAACAAAUGAUAAAUCAGAUUAUUAUAGUCAAUAUGACCAAACAACUUCGACAUUUGAUAUUACUGGUAUGAAUGAACCUGUAAUGUCCAUUAGUUUAUUUGCACCACAAUGGUAUCAAGUCAAUGAAUCCAAUUAA